AUGAGUGUUGCUGCUGCGUCCAAGAUAGGAGAGUAUUCCUACCGCCAAUUCAAUGUGCAAGACCAAAAUGAGUUCCAUCUGAUAUCGAGUCUCAUCUCGAAUCAUCUUUCCGAGCCGUAUUCCAUCUACGUCUACUGGUACUUUCUCAACAACUGGCCGCAAUACAGCUUCGUCGUCAUGGACGAAAGCCGGUUGAUCGGCGUGGUUAUUUCCAAAGUCGAGCCCCAUCGCGAGGUGAGGUCGCGCGGCUACAUCGGGAUGUUGGUUAUUGACCCCGAGUACAGAAACAAGGGCCUUGCCAGUGGAUUGGUGAAGUUGACCAUCGAGAAAAUGCAGCAGGAUAACGUCGACGAAAUCAUGUUGGAGACGGAGGUGAUAAACCAAGGCGCAUUGAAUCUAUAUGAGAGCUUUGGUUUCUUGAGAGCAAAGCGACUAUACCGCUAUUACUUGAACACUCACGAUGCGUUUCGACUCAUUCUUCCCUUGAGCGACAAGUCGCACACCAGAAUUGCAUUCCUAGAUCCAAUUGCCGAUGAAUAG
Messenger RNA from Lodderomyces beijingensis, 540 nucleotides. Lineage: Eukaryota; Fungi; Ascomycota; Pichiomycetes; Serinales; Debaryomycetaceae. The record is from the annotation of a GenBank genome assembly.